Messenger RNA from Drepanopeziza brunnea f. sp. 'multigermtubi' MB_m1, 1101 nucleotides. RefSeq lists its product as uncharacterized. The record is from RefSeq and is a predicted model, not a curated record. Lineage: Eukaryota; Fungi; Ascomycota; Leotiomycetes; Helotiales; Drepanopezizaceae.
AUGGCACCGCUCAAAUCAGCCCUCUCGCACCAAGAAAUGCAGGAUCUCGUGGCACCUGGACUCAAGAAACCACUGCUGGAUGACCUCCUUCCCCGACCCACUCGUCGUUCGUAUCCUCUAUCUCUGAGCCUUACUCCGCCACCGGAAACCAAGGAGAUUGAGCAGCCGGGCUUUGUUUACUUCGGCCUGCUUCCCCCCGAGGUCCGUCUGAGUAUUUGGCGAUUUUGUCUUCCCGGUCCACGACUGGUCCCGGUCCGCUACCGACAUGAGACCACAACCUACACAUCUCGAAUCCACGGCCCAAAAUGCCUCAGCAUCAACCGGGAGUCUCGCGAUGAAGCACUCAGAUUCUACCACGAAUUACGCAUUGGCCCUUACCGGAACGUCGGCUGCUACGUCGAUCUCAGCAUCGACACCGUCUACUUCCGAGCCAGCCUCUAUGGACACAAAAACAACAUAUCCUAUCAAACCCGAAUGACAAUACCCGCAACUCGCGGCCAUUUCUUCCACUACCACCGAGCCGUUAACGUCGAGGGUACGGAAGUCGCCGACGAUCUCGUUCCCAUCCGGAUGCACUCCAAGAUCGUCAUCGACGACCUUCUCCAUAGCCUCGACAGCCCGAUCAUCCUGGAGAACCUGCACACAGACCAAGAUACCUGGUUCUCCAUCCAAGGCUUCUACAGAUGCAACCGCCACUUGCACCCAAUCCUGAUCUCAAAGCUGACGCUCGUGAGCGAGCGGAAACCAUAUGGUAGGAAAACCAAACCGUACUUGCGAGACCCCGUCUGGCCCACAAAGGAGGAGAGGCCUAUGCAAGACUACUUUUCACCGAGGACGGAAACGGAGAAUCACGAAACGCAGUUUAGGCUGGAGUUGCCGGACUUGAUGUGGCCCUCGAGCGACAUGCGUGCCACGAGCUAUCCGGAUGAUGAGGUAGCCCUCGAUAAGCACAUGGCACGAAUAAAGGAGAGGAUCUGGGAUGCCCAUUGCAAGAGUAACUGGCUUGAUUGGAUGGCGAAUGACAAGGUGGCUAAGCGCUUGUUUGUCAAGAUUGAGGUCAAGGUUAUGUCCGAAAGUAUGGACGGUAUGCUGGGCGAUUGA